Peniophora sp. CBMAI 1063 is the source of this 504-nucleotide messenger RNA. The record is from the annotation of a GenBank genome assembly. Lineage: Eukaryota; Fungi; Basidiomycota; Agaricomycetes; Russulales; Peniophoraceae.
AUGGCAUACCACCAGGGACAGCCCGCCGGCGGCAUAAGCAGUCUUCAGGCUGAGCAACUGGUCAUGGAUGUGCGCCUCUCCGAGACCUGCCGUAAGAUCUUCAGAAGCCCCGAAGACCUAUACCGCCUGCGACAGGCCUCACAGUUGCAUUCGGAUGCGACACCGCCUUGGGCGGGUUACGCAGAAUUCAGAAAGUAUACGCAUUCUAUUUGGGGCACGGCAGCUGAGGCCCUCGCGCUGACUCUAUACCAUCUUGCUGCCUCGGAAGGGAUGAGUGGGAAGGAGGUGGAUCGGCGUCGCGGUGCGGCGGAGUUCGCCUGGAAUCACUGUGCAGAUGAGCCGGGUGUCGAAUGGCACUUGGAUGAUGAUGACACCUGGGAGGGGAAUCCAGCUACGGCGAGCGUCGUGUUUCGUGCAGUCGAUCUAGCGUACUGUCUCGAAGCAGAGGGUUCUCGCAGCCAACAGGCCGAUGCAGCAGCGCCAGCGGAUCCCUCUCGCUCGUGA